AUAACCAGCACCAGGCCAUAAACACUUGGGUCUACUCCAGCGUCAGAAGAUAGAUAUACAACCGCUCACAGUCAUUGUCUUUGCACACAGCCCGAUAAUGUCGGAAGAAAUCCCUCGUCUCUUCGAGGAGGACCCAUCGUGCCGCAAUUGCAAUUCUAUAAUGGUUCGCAACCAGACCCACGGUAACGCCAAUGGCAAUGAGAACAGAUGGUUCUACAAGUGCCGAAGACGUGAGUGUCGUGGUAUAGUAUUUGACGAUUAUGAGGGUAUCCGGGAAGGAAACCCUCCGUGUGACUGCGACGAGUUCUCUCGUGUUCAGAGGGAGCAAGGUCGUGAUUAUGUUUUUCGCUGUGCGAGAGGGGAAUGCGAAUUUGUUCAGGUAUACUGAGAAUUGUGGAUUCACUGUACCUGGGCAGCUGACUUGCAGUAUGCGCAAAGUCCCCCAGCACGUUGUUGUAUUUGAAUUUGCUUGCAACUUUUUUCAACUUCUUUCAUAGUCAUUAUCAUCAAGUUUAUCAUCUUUGAGA
Molecule: messenger RNA, 527 nt
Organism: Aspergillus campestris IBT 28561
Lineage: Eukaryota; Fungi; Ascomycota; Eurotiomycetes; Eurotiales; Aspergillaceae
Exons: 2
Coding region: 98-388 (96 amino acids)
Source: RefSeq, a predicted model, not a curated record